Molecule: messenger RNA, 645 nt
Organism: Penicillium canariense
Lineage: Eukaryota; Fungi; Ascomycota; Eurotiomycetes; Eurotiales; Aspergillaceae
Product: DUF3245 domain-containing protein
Exons: 2
Coding region: 1-645 (214 amino acids)
Source: RefSeq, a predicted model, not a curated record
AUGGCUCUCUCCAAGAGCGAGUCUGACGCCCUUCUUAACCGGGCAAACGUCGCCCUUGCCCGUAGUCAGCGACUCGUCUCAUCGUGGCUUCCAGAGAAAACCACGGAAGAGCUAGCCAACACCAAGUCGGAAGAAGAACUACAACGCGAGGAAGAUGAGAUUUUCACAGCCGUUCCUGAGACACUCGGCGUCGGCGCACCUCUCCCCGAAAAAGCCGCUGACGGAAGCUGGAAUCGCACUGAACUGAGCUCGAACGAUCAAUUGCGGAAACAGCUGCUUGGCAGGAACUAUGACAAGGCCAUGAAGGCGUCGGCUGCCGCUAAGCAAGCUUCGAUAGCAGCUAAGGCCGGUGCGUCGGCUCCGACGGGUAAGGCUGGCUCUGCUACACCAGCCAACCAUGAGGACGCCGAUGACGACGAGGAGGAAGGCCGGGCUUCCAUGGUGGGCAAGAACAAGAGGAGAUUUGGCCAGCCUCGCGCCCAGCCUAAUAUGUCUGCCGAUAAGGGGAAUGCAGAGAAUGGGGACAAUCAAACGGUCUUGACAGAGGCGCCUGCCCAAUCGGCUCCUUCGAAGGGGAAGAAGAAGGCUACUAGCUAUCUGGAUGAGCUUUUGGCAGAGAGGUCGAAAAAGAGGAAGAAGCGGUGA